Pogona vitticeps (central bearded dragon) is the source of this 2041-nucleotide messenger RNA. The record is from RefSeq and is a predicted model, not a curated record. NCBI's taxonomy places the organism in Eukaryota, Metazoa, Chordata, Lepidosauria, Squamata, Agamidae.
GGAGCGGACAGCCAGGCCGGGGAGUCGGUUGCUAUAGCGACAUGGCAGAAGGCAACGGAGAACCCUCUCUAACCUCCCGCUCCGGAUUGGACUUCCACUCGGCAGCUAUUUACGUCAAAGGAGGCGUGCCUCUCAUUGUCCACGCCCCCUCCUUCCCGCUACACCGAGGUCUAUCAUGGCGAUACUAAAGUCCACCCACCCUCCCUUCCGGAGCCCAAGAUGGCGGCAGGGUUGUUAUUAGAGCGAGGGCGCGCGGUGACGUCACCACGCCGGCCCCACCCUCCAACCCGGAAGUACGUCUCCCUCUGUGGGUAGACCAGCGGCGGGGCGGUUCUCCGGAUAGCGGGCUUUGGUCCGCUCUGAGCGGCCAUGGCGGCAGCCGCCGAGCUGCAGGGGAAGUACCAGAAGCUGGCGCAGGAGUAUUCCAAGCUUCGUGCACAGAAUCAAGUAUUAAAGAAGGGUGUUGUGGAUGAGCAAGCAAAUUCAGCAGCCUUGAAGGAGCAACUGAAAAUGAAGGACCAAUCCCUCAGGAAGCUGCAGCAGGAAAUGGACAGCUUGACUUUCCGAAAUCAGCAACUGGCCAAGAGGGUUGAGCUGCUCCAGGAUGAACUUUCGUUAAAUGAAUCUAAAGGCAAGAAGAACAAGAAAAGUGGUGAGCCUACAUCUCAGCUGAGUCAAGAACAGAAAAACGUCUUUGAUGAAGAUCUUCAGAAGAAGAUUGAAGAGAAUGAGCGAUUGCAUAUUCAGUUUGUUGAGGCAGACGAGCAACACAAGCGUUUGGAAGCUGAGCUAAGGAACAGACUGGAGGUCUUGGAGAUGGAGGCUGCCCAACACCAAGCCGUUGUGGAUGGCCUAACUUGGAAGUACAUGGACACCAUAGAAAAACUGCAAAGUGAUAAAGCCAAAUUAGAAAUCAAAACUCAAACCUUAGAGCGGGAAGCCAAGGACUGCAGGGUUCGAACAGAAGAAUGCCAGCAGCAGCUAAAACAUCUUCAUUCUGACUUGAGUAGCAGGUUGAAGGAGUCUUUGCACAUCAUUAGUGAAAAAGUACCUUUCAACGACACAAGGUCCAGCCAGUAUAACGCUCUGAAUGUGCCAUUACACAGUAGACGACGGCAAUUAAAGCUGCGUGACCUCGCUGGCCAAGCGCUGGCCUUUGUUCAAGAUUUGGUGACGGCUCUUCUGAAUUUCCACACCUACACGGAACAACGGGUCCAGAUUUUCCCUAUUGAUUCUGCCACAGACACAAUAUCGCCAUUAAAUCAGAAGUUUGCACAGUAUCUUCAUGAAAAUGCAUCAUAUGUCCGUCCUCUGGAGGAAGGAAUGCUGCAGUUGUUUGAGAGCAUCACGGAGGACACUGUCACCGUGCUGGAAACAACUGUGAAACUGAAAUCCUUUUCUGACUAUUUAACAUCUUAUGUCUGCUUUCUCAGGAAGAUUCUCCCUUACCAGUUGAAAAGUUUGGAAGAAGAGUGUGAAUCUUCUCUUUGCACAGCUGCGUUAAGAGACAGGAACACGGAGCUCCAGAGUGACAUGAAGAAGUUGACAGCAGUUUUUGAGAAGCUGCAAACGUACAUUAGUCUUCUUGCCUUACCUAGCACAAAACCGGACCGGCUGCUUCGAACGAACUUCAGCUCGGUCUUCACAUACAUUGCUUCAUCUCUUCAUGGAUUUCAUGGUGUCAUGAAAGAUAUUUGCAAGCAUUAUAAUCAAAAAGCUGCCUUGGAGCGUGAACUCCCCACAGCUACGCAGAAGCUCAUCACCACCAAUGACUGCAUCUUAUCGUCUGUGGUAGCACUGAUGAAUGGAGCAGGCAAGAUUGCUUCAUUCUUCACCAACAACUUGGACUGCUUCACUGCCUCGCAGAGCUAUGGGCCUCAGGGAGGAGUGGAGUUCAUCAACCCCCUCUCAGCUGAGUGUAUGCUUCAGUACAAGAAGAAAGCCGUUGCGUAUAUGAAACUUCUGAAGAAGGUUGGUGUUGGUUCAUGGAUAAACUGGCGUAGCAAAAGUAACUUGGAUACACAGCAAAGAACCUUUUGAA